GGGGGGGGGCGAUGGUUGGUCGGAUGCUCGCGAGAAGACAGAUGCUGAUGCUGCCACCAUCGGAGAGAGAUUCACAUUCACACUGAGACUGAGAUGUGAGCGAGCCCGACGAGAUGGAGACCUUCAUCCAUCUUUACCUCAAUCUGAGCGAUCUCGGGAGUCAAGCCAAGAUGUGACCGUCACGACGCGUCAUAGUUUGGAUCUGUCCUGCCUUUACAACACUAGUUUCUAUAGCAACAGCAAUAUAAGAGUAUCCUAAAAAGCCACAUUCCCACAAUGCAGUCCUCUAGCUGCUCCUCUCAGCCUCCGAAGCCGCGGCGCUUUGACAUCAGCAGGCGGACCAAUACCGUAGCUGGACCAAAGCCUCACGGCGCUGGUUUCCAGAGGGAGGAUAAAAACAUGAACACGAUCACCACGUCCUCCCCGCGCCGGGCUACUAAAGGCCCCGCUGCACCCAUCAGGACCAGGGUGGGAGUGCAGCCUCGGCCACCAGUGACCCAGUCCAGGUUUGGGUCACAAAAACAGGGAUCAACCAUCUCCAAAUUAGCCAAGCCCAAACCUAAGGCUGCUCGUGCGUCUGCGGCGACUAAAAUUGCACCAGCAGCCGCUCCGCCUCCGCUCCCCUCCGUUCUCCCUCUUGACCCGAACUGCAACGAGCCGAGCCUCCCGUGUCUGUGCUGCGACGGCCGUUCCCCGCAGGACAACAAUAGCAUGUUCAACCAUAACCACAACAACAACAACACCAUCUCUAUCAGACAGCAACUGCAGCUACCGCCUCCUCCGGCCCCGUUGCCCCAGAGGCAGGAUGGGAAAGGGGCCAAGGAGCAGCCUCAGCCUCCCUCCCAAGCACAGGCCAAGUUGGAGGCCUCCGCCCGCCCUGCUGCCAGUCUGGAAAAUGAAGGCAAGAAUGCUGACGCAAGCGCUGAUCUGGACAACAAGAAAAAUGUAAAAGUAGAGGAAGACGACGACGAGGAAGAGAGCAGCGGGGAUAUUGAUAUUGAUGAUGAUGAAGAGGCUGACAAUGAUGACGAUGACGAUGAUGAUGAUGACGACACCCUGGUCCCCUCGUGCUGUGACUGCCCCCCCUCUCUCCUGGAGUUCUCGCUCUCCUCCUCUACCUCCUCGUCCUCCACUUCCAUCAGCUCCUGCUCUGAUCUGGAGUCUGACUGUGCAGAUCAAUCCGCCUCCAUCUGCUCUUCUCACGACCACGAUAAUCUGUCCGUCGCUCUGGCUCCCAAAGACCGCUCUCUCCCUGAAUGCCAGCCUCCUGUGCGUUCACCCCCGUCCCAUCCACCGCCAUCCCUUCCUCUUAGCCGCAACCCCUUCAUGUUAACAUCACAUUCCUCCCCUUGCUCCCCAGAUGAGGGCUACCCCUCCGCCCUGGACUCCCCUUCUCCUGACUACCUAGGACUCAAAGAUGAUUCUGAGGUCACCAAACUAGGUUUACUUGACUUCCUAGAAUCAGUCGGGGAGUUCGGGAAAAUGGAGCGCUUCAGCCAGGUGAUCCAAGUGGCUCGUUGGGAUCUGGAGGGCGAGCAACACUGGGAUGUUCUGAGGGAUCGGCUAGAUCACCUGGAUCGCUUGGAGAAGGUGAACAGAGAAGUGAAACUUGCCUACAUUGCCAGACUCCAUGAGAAGGGGUUUGAUCUCGGAGAUCUGGAAGAGCAGGAUCUCUCAGACGUCAUGGAUGAAAUGGGCAACAUUGACAUUCCCUGGAAGUUGUAUAAAAGCGGCAGAGGAGCGCUGGGAGACUCUCAGGAGUUUUCAGAUGCAGGGGUCGACCUCACCGCUCCAUCAGACUGUGAGGAUCACCUCGCUCCUGAUUCCCUCACUCCUUCUCCUGUCGGGCCGCCACCCAGACCCCCCAAACCUCCAGCGCGGCACGCCAGCGUGAGCUCUGACCUCCACACCUACAUCAAUAUCAGCAGGGAGACCACCUCCAUGGCCGUCUCCACCUCUCCUACAUUGUCUACUUUCUCCCCUAACUCCUCGUCCCCCACUUUCACCACUUUUAGGUGUGAGAAACCCCUACCUCCUUCUCCACCCUCCAUUCCCCCUCUUCCCACCUCUAAACCAGUCCCUUACCUCACCCUCUACACCACCCCUUCUCCACCUCCAUCUCUCCCCACCCCAACUCCUCCCAUCCCUCCCCCUCGGAAGCGUCACCUCGCCAGGAAGGAGGCCCAGCGGCUCGCCGCUCUUCAAGCCAAUCACGAAAAGACCCCCCUUUCCCUUCCUCCUCCUACCAUGCGUCCCCCACCUCUGCCUCCUCCGCCAGUUAUCUCCAUCUCCUCCUCAUCUCCCCCUGCCAUACCACCUCCACCUGCCCUGCCUCCUCCCCCCUCCUUCCAUGCACUGGAUGUAGAGAUUCGAAAGCUACUGAUGCUCGCUGGAUUGACCCAAGCUGAGCUCCUCAAACUCAGCCCAGAGCUUGGUGUUUGUGUUGGAGGGUUAGAGGAUGAAGGAGAUAGAGAUCAUGUCAUCUCGUCCAGGUCUGGGGAGCUACAUGAGUUCAGACUGAAAGAGAGGGAGGAGGAGAAGGAGUGUGAUGCCGGGAUGAUGGCCAGAGACGAAUGGAGCAGCAGAGGUAAGAUGGUUGGAGAACGAAGAGCUGAUGGAGGCCAAACAAAAGAGGAGAGCACACAAAGAACCACCUCGUUCACUGAGAUGGCGAGGAGGAGGAAGAGGGGCAGCGGUCUGACCUCUGACCUUUACUACAGCACUGGUUUUAGCAAUACACAUGAAACUAAAGAAAAGAACAUGAGCUUUGAGUCUUACCGGUAUCCUGCCGAGGUACUAGAUUCACCUCCCCCUCCUCCUCCUCCUCGCCCCUUACCCCCAAUCCCCCCAUCUGUGCCACACCAUAAAGUUAGCACUCUCGUGGCUAACUCCGCACAGCCUGACCGCUUCGAUUGGCUCAUAGCUUUCACACCUGAGUGUGAAGCCGCACUACAGCCUCCACCACUGGCAAUGAGAAAAUCUCAAGUGGAAACUCAGAAGAAGCUCAGCUCUUCAGGGUCAUCUCCAGCUCCAAACGUCACGACUUUUAAAGAGCUGCGUUACCGCAGCAAGAACGGCGUCCCCACAACGAAGGUGAUCACCGAUCCAGACCCCGACCCGAAUGUUAUUACGCCAGACGCAGAUAUUCUGUACAACCUGAGGUGGAGGAGAGAGAUGGCGGGCGGUGACGGCAACGAAUGGGAGUACACCUCUCAGGCUCAGGCCUUCUUCAUGCAGCCGCCGCCGGCCCUCACCUCGAUGGCCGCUCUGAAGGAAAUGCUCCAGAGAGCUGACGAGGAGGGGAGACAACCGGAGCUGUGCCCAUCACAGAAGAUUGGCUGCUCGGUCAGUGACAGCAGCCUGUGGACCAUGGGCAGAGAGUGGGAGGGUGAAGAAGUUAAGAGGGUGGAGAAGGAUGAGAAAGAAGAAGAGGAGGAGGUGGAGGUGGAGGUGGAGGUGAGAGGACGAGCCGAUGGUGGAAGGACUCUUGAAUCAAGAACUACAGUCUCCUCCCCCCCGCUGUCCCUCGCCCAGUCCUCCCAACCCUACUUCCUCCACGCUGCCCUCCCUCCCUAUCGCCCCGGCUUCUGUAACUCCCAGCCCUUUGCAGAUCCCAGACCCCUCAGCCAUGCAGGCAGGGAGUCCACAGACACACGCUGUAAUAACACACGGUGGGCCACCGCUGCUCCCAGCGCAGCUCGCAUCCACAGAGAUGAGUCCAGCGCUGAUAUAAACUCUAGCUUUAACUAUGAAUCUCUGGAUGAUUUCGAUGUAGACUCUCCUUGUGAUUAUGGGGAUAUCUUUAACACAUGCAGAGACUUUGACUCUAUCUGUAAUUUUGACUCUCUGUACUGCAGUGACUCUAAGUCAGACACACCUGUUGAGGCUCCAAGUUGCACCACUCCAUAUAAGAACAUUGAUGUCAUGAUGACGUAUUCAAACAGCAUCAGCGCUUUAGAUUCGAUGUAUUCAGAAAAACGCUCACACGCAGACCACAACAGGACAUCUAAAGAGCUUCCUCCUCUCCCUUCAUAUUACCUUUACCACCCGAAAAACUGCCCUCUGCACAGGGGUGCCCCUCCUCGCCUCUCGCCUAUCGGCGCCCUCGCCCCACCCGAGCGCUCUGGGGCAACCCCGCCAGGUGCAGCAGGCUACUGCCUCAACUCCCCGCUUUUCCCCCGCUCUCACACCUUGCCUGCCCUCGCUGCUCCUCUCUACUACCCAAACCUCUACCCUCCUAUACCGCCUAGGGCGCCCCCCCUACCCCCAAAACUCUACCAGGCUCCUCCGCAGUCACGCGUGGCGACUGUUCGCAGUGUCUCAUUCGCUGGCUCUGUACAGAGGACAGAGACGUCCUGGAUGGGCGAAGAUGUGAAGCAUCCAAUGAGAGGCCUUGGCCUGUCCUCUCUGUGCCUGCAGGAAAAAAAAGCUCUGGUCAGUGCGGUCAGCGUGGCAGUGGAAGCCAUCUUGGCCCAGUUCAGCUCUUCUCGGACUGUCGUUCAGAAGUCUCUCUCAGUUAACAAGGCCUUAUCAGGAGACAGCACUAUAAAUCCAUCUCUGGGCCGUCUGGUGCUGCAGUGUCUCUGCCCAGCCCUGCACAGCUUGCUGACCGAUGGCUUGAAGCCUCACCAGAGUGACCUGAUUGCAGGCAGGAGGCCAAAUUCCGCCUGGGGUCUGGUCCAGGCCUCCACCAGGCCAGGUCCUAAAACUCAAGCGUUGUUCAACCUACAAGUUCGUGUUGGAGAGCUGCCUCAGCUCAGACAGAGCAAACACAGGUUCAACGCUUUCCUCUUCGGCCUGCUGAAUACCAAGCUUCUUGAUUUCUGGCUGUCUCACCUUCAGUCUUGCAGUGAUGUGCUGGAGACAUAUCACCGCCCCGCCUCCUUCAUGCGUCUGUCGCUGACCGCCUGCCAGCCUCUGUUCGAGGAGCUGCUCCUCGUGUUGCAGCCUCUAAGCCUGCUGACCUUCAACCUCGACCUGCUCUUCCAGCACCACCAUUUAGAGCCGGACAGUCACACACCGGAGAUCCCCAGUCCACCUUGUCAGGACGCAGUUACAACAGAGGGGUCCCAAUCCAAAAUCACAGGCUGUAAAUAUAUUGAAAGCCUCUCAGAGGUAGACUUUGGAAGCCCAGAGCAUCGGGCGGCCAAAGAAAAAUCGCCAAAGAACGGAGGAGCAUGGGAAUCAACACAAAGCAGUGCUGCACCCAUAAAAGCACCGGUCACUAUUGGGCAGACGAGUCCUCAGCUGUUGUGGGUGCAGGAGAAGGAAAUUGGAGACUUGCCUCUUCAUGAUGUUGAGGAGGACAGCCUCGCUCAGCAGGCAGGACAGGUGAUCCAGCACGGAUGGGGGGCUGUGAUGCGCUGGGGAGGCAGACUGAGCCAGAAUCUGUCUGAGAGGAGCCUGAAAAAGGAGGAGAUGAAGACGGACCUCCAGGCAACAGCGGGGAGCGAGUUCACUCCGGUCAGCAGCAGUGUUCAGGUUCCCUGGGGUAUGGGGCGGCUCUUUGGAGCCUCUAAAAGCCUCAGCAGCCCACCAGGUCACACACCGCCAACCAGGCGUCCCUCUCAGUGGCUGUCUCCUGGUGUCACCGCACUGUCACGAAUGGUGAGCAGCAACUCCACCCCGAUAAUACAGAGGGCCCCGGAGCCCCAGGGAGGAAGUGAGCCCGAGGCAGAGAAAGAGGUUGACGCAAUGGAGAUGAAGGACAAACCCAGACCACUCAGGUCCAUACGAACGCUGUGCGACCACUCGGGAACAGGUUCGGAGCUCACCUUCUGCAAAGGGGAGGAACUGGUGGUGUUAGGAGGAGUCGAUCAGGACUGGAUUCGCUGUCGUCAGGGAGACAAAGAGGGACUGGUACCUAUUGGCUACACCUCUCUCAUCAUGUGACUUCGGCACCAUAACUGCUGCACUCAAUCAAUAAAAAAAACAAAAUAAAAAUCUAUAUAUAUUUUAGGCGAGUGUUGAGAGGUUAUGGCGGGGCUCCACUACUCUGAAAGGGAUAUUUCACGCUUGCUCUGUUCGAGUUUGAGUUGAGCGCAUAGCACCAUCUGUUCUGCUUUACGUGCAUCAGGAGCAGUCUGCAGCCCGCUCCCUUUAUGAACAUAUGGGAGUUUUUUCCCCCCCAUUCACAAUCCAUCCAGUUUGGUAGCAUUAAACUAAUGGAUGUUAGCAGCAGGAAUGCAGCAGAUGCUGUGAAAUAACGACUCAAGUCAAAUUUCAUACUGGAAGACCUUUGAUCUCGUAGUGAAGUAUCCCUUUAAAAUGUUCUUUCCUCAAUUUCUGCCUUCCUCGUCAGCCGCUGGUCUGAAAACGAUCACAGGGGAAAUUCUGUGCUAUCAACCAUUUGAGUGCUUUCAGAUCAGAGGCCAUGAGGAGGCGACAGCCUGGUAGUAGCCGCGUUGAUAUCUCUAGCUGUAGUCAGCUGUAGAGAGCCGCGGCUCGCAGGUUGUCGAGUGGAGGAAGCACGUGAGAGUACUGGGCCGUAGCUCCUGUUGCAUACUGCGUAGUAAUGUAGUGAACUGUAGCUGUGUAGAUCUGUGUUUUAUUGACCUUUAACCCCUAUCGACCUCUCACCUUUAUCGCCUGGUUCAUGUGUGUUUGUUUCUGCUACUAUAUUUGACUGUAUAAAUAUACAUACAAAAUAUAUAUAUAAGUAUAUAAAUUGAGAUUGAUAUUACCAAGAUAGAUAGAAAGAUAGAUGAACAAGAGAAAGCAGAUAGUAAAACACAAGCAGCAGCUUAAUACUGUGGCCACACUGAGGAAGUGGAUGAUUAAAAAAUGAAUUCUUUACAUCUGCAACUUUACACACACAUCAAGCGGUUGUCAUACAUGCAAAAAAAAUAUGUGUUUGUUUUAAAUCCAGUAUCUUCCCUCCUGUUUGCUUCAUGUAUUGCUAUGGUCCUGACAUCAUGUUCAUAACAUUAUUAGAUUUAGCCUCAUACCUUAAAACACUGUAUGCAUUGUAAUGUGCCAUGAAUGCUUUGAAUGAAUGCCAGAAAAUAUCUAUCUAUCCAUCCCACACGAGAUAAUAUCAGACAACAGCAAUCUGUAGCUAAUCGCGUCCAAAACCUCACGGUGCCAACAUGUGUCGGAGUCAAACACCUCACCAAACUAUGCUCAGCUCUUGUUCAACACUAUCUGACCUUAAAUUUUAAUGAAGUGAGAAGAUCCCAGAUGUAUGUAACUCAUAAAUGCUACAGCAAAGUCUGUAGGUUUGGUGGCUGAAUUUCACCUCGUACCUCAGUGUUUGUAUUUAUCUUAACUGGGGCUGACCCGAAUGUUUCGAAGCUUCGACUGUUGCCAUGGUGAUCGACCUACAAAUCAGUUUGAAUGCUUCGUUUUCUUUUUUUUAAGUAUGUAUAAAUCCCCAAAUAGCCCAUGAAAUAAGGAAUAAUUCGACAACAUCAUUCAUUAUUCAUAUUCAACAUUAGUUAUUAUUAGUUAUUGUAGAGGUGCGUGUGUCGAAUAUCUUUGAAUAUUUCUCACCGAAGCUUCGAAGCCCAAAAAAUUAUAUUCGGGACAGCCCUACUCUUAACCCCUUCCCGCCAUGUUUGCUCAUCAUGAUCAUUGAUAUUAAUGAUAGUGGUAGUAGAAUUGGUUGUGGUGGAAGUGAUAUGUUACUGUUGAACCACAUUGCUUUAUGUCAUAUAUUUAUUCAAUAGUUUCUGUAUUGAUUACUAUGCAUAUGGUUAAAUGUACAACUAAAAAGCCUUUUUGUUUGUUUUAAAGUCACGGUUUUGAUUUGAUGUUGACACCUGAAGCCUAAAACAACAGCUUAAAUAGAUAAAAGAGCCAGAUUUGAACUUGUCAGGAAAGGCUGACACUAAAGGACCUCCGUUUAAUUCAGCAGGAAUUCAUUGCUAUUGAUCAAUCAGGGAAAGUUUCCUCGUGUUAUUGUGUCAAUGCCAUGUAGCAUGACAUCACCGUCACUAUGGCAACUGUCCAGUAGCGAUAACCAGUGCUCAUAACUUGUAACUUAUGAGCACAAUAAGAUGCCAUAAAAUGGAUAGGUGUUUACGAGAAACAAUGUCUAGAUAAAGAUAAAAUAUCGGUUGACACGUUUAUAUUUUUUUGUUUUUUUUAUUUGUGAGAUUCUGGUCUAAAUGCAUUUGUUAAUUUAUUGGAUGUACUAUUUAUUGAUCUGGAGGUUUCUGAAAAGAAAAGCUCUAUCUGACCCAUCUAGUGUCUCUCUAUCUAUCUGGGUUCUUUAUGUGAGUGUGUGUGUGCGUGUGAGCGUGCACAUGGCAGUGUGUGUGGCAAUGAAAGCAGAGAUGAGUGUGAGCACAUCCUGCACUUUCACUUGUGUGUGCGUGUGUGUGUGUAUGUGUGUGUGUGUGUGUGUAAGUGUAACAAUGAGAUCUGUACCUCCCUCCUCCUCCUCUUCCUCCUCUUUCUCUCUCUGGUGUCAUGUAGCCUGUAGACAUCCCUGUGUCCUACUAUUACUGCAUAUAGUUCAGUGCCCCUCUAGUGUCAGUCACUGUCCACCUCCUGCAUGUGCUUGUUUGUAAAUACACCAAAUAAAAUGAUCAGUAUAAACCAAG
This is a messenger RNA of Sebastes umbrosus (honeycomb rockfish), 8546 nucleotides long. RefSeq names its product RUN and SH3 domain containing 1 (gene rusc1). Gene Ontology annotation, cellular component: cytoplasmic vesicle. Gene Ontology annotation, molecular function: protein binding. The transcript has 13 exons. The record is from RefSeq and is a predicted model, not a curated record. Lineage: Eukaryota; Metazoa; Chordata; Actinopteri; Perciformes; Sebastidae. The coding region runs from base 277 to 5892 and encodes 1871 amino acids.